AAGUUCCAUUAGUAACAUCGAUUUCAAAUCGAAUAUAUCACGCAUUCUUCGCUUGCAUCGACCGAUUUUACCAUUGGUAUUCUAUAUUUGCAUGCAUUUCACCUUCUGAUUAUUCAUCAUUUUUUCAAGAAUUCUUAAAUUUCAUCGAAAGUUUCUUGAACCGAAUGACGUACGCACAAUGCAUUUCUGUUAUCAUCUUUCGCUAUAUUUUCACAAGACGUAAAGUUGAAGGAUGCAAAUUAACAGGACUUUAUCAUUUUAUCUUUGGCGAUGUUAAGAAUUCAUGAAACGGUUUCGUUGAUAAAAGUAAAUCCAUAGCUAUCGCAAGAAAAGAGGGAAUCUAUGCUUUCGUAUCGUUAUAUUAAUUUCAAAUCAAAUUUACUCCAUUCUUUUUCGUCUUACGUUGAUCACUGUACGAUGAACACGUAUAGUGAAUAUCACGUAGCGCCAUCUGCUCAAAUCGUUUAAAUUCUUCGUGUACGUCCUCCGUAACCUCCAAAGAAUACGCGGCCGCGUUUUACGUCGGAGAAAAUUACGCGUAUCGCAAAAACGAACUUUAGUCCGUAUUCAAUCGUUGUUUCGUACGUGCGUUACUAGUUUCCGGUUAUUGUUCUCGUAGAGUAAACAUUCGGGAACGCCGUUUGAUUCCAAGCGAAGUAGAAGGAAAACACGACUGACAGAAGUUCGAAGACCGAAAACUCGCGAGUACUACCUGUUGUCGCGAUAUUUUCGCACAAUGACAGAUUCUUUUCCAUAACAUUAUGAAACCAUGUGAUGUGCUUCGUGGCGCCUGCAAUUGGGAAAAGAAUAAUCGACCAUUUCCUACCAUUAAAUGUACGCUUUACGUUCAUCCGACAGGAUCGAGUUCAACACGUUGAUUCGUCAAAAUUUUGAAAACUCCACUGCAUCCUUUAUCACCACGAUCAUUUUUUCAUAAAUAAUUCUUCUUGUCGAUCGUGAUCGUACAUUGUAAUAAACGAUCGCUCAAACAUUUCGAUUUCGCCGCCUUUUUACUGACAAGAAUCGUCUCGGUCAUUCAUCCCAGAUAACAGCGAUUUGAGAAUGUGAUAAAUAGGAACGUUUGAAAUUCUGAAGAAUGAAUUAAGUCGAGCUGCUUUGGAAAAACUGUUCUUGUACUGUGUACAAGCAUCCAACUUAAAGUCUAUAGAACGGAAGACAAACUCUAAAAGACAAUGGAUAGCUCUAUACAAGAGAGGUUUCUAGGCUUUAUCGACGUUAUAAUUAGGGUUCCACCGUUAUUCAUCAUAGACGCAUUACUUAGAAUUGGACUGGGACUUCCUAGCGAGGAUGUAGUGCUGGAGAGCACAGAACAAGGGUUCAAAAUUUCAAAUGUUCUAGACAGCACUGUUAAUACAAUGGCAUCGGUCACGUCCAACUCAUUUCUCAUAGAACUAUUCGAUUUUGGACACCUUGCCUAUAAGAUGUAUUUUAUGAUUAUAUUGAAAUUUUUAUGCUGCUGUUUAGGGUGUAUUGCUGCAUUAUGUACAUUCAUGUUAUGGACAAAACAUCUGAUAGUUGUGUACCUAUACUUAAUGUCAAUGGGAGUAAUAGUCCUAUCCCACUGGUCAAAUGUUAGUACAAUGAAAGCUAUUAUAGCAUAUGUGAGCACACACGAAUCUACGACUCGUAUUCUCGAUGAUAUUUUAUGUUUCAAUAUAAAAUACAUACUAAACGAAGGACCUGGAUUUGUGUUAAUUGAAAACUACAUAUUGCAAUGCUUGUUAGCUAGUAUAUUUUGUUAUACUCAUCUUGCCCCGAAACAUCCGAUUUUACAAAAACUUCUUAUACUGAGUUUCAUGGCACCAUCCAUCUUGGCCAUUUAUCCGCUACCGACGCAAUUUCUUCACCACGCACCGGUGUUUGCGGCACUUCUCCCGAUGGCUGUGUGCAACUUCGUGUUUUGGUACAACGGGAUCACCAUACUGAAGACGGUGUACAUGGGUUAUCAACACGCGCGCAACUUUAUAAACAAUUACGGUCUAUCCGCGCUUGCAGAGACCGAGUGGAUCCGAUUGAACGUUCCGUGCGUGUUACGCACGUUUUGGAUGUUACGCGUGGGGGGACAAGUGAUCCACAUUCUCGUGAAUCACUAUGGCGAAGAAACGUUUACGUACUUCGUGAUGAUCAAAACUCUGUUGAUAAACGGUUGCGAGACCUUGACAGCGGUUUUGGGAAUGACCAGUAUAAUAUCGUUCAUUUGCCACUACAUCGGCUGUUUCUUCCAAUGGGUGCUCCUCGCCGAAGAUGGGGAUGAGACGAGUAUCGGCACCGUGUCAGCGAUUUUGUUUUACAUGCUGGCCCUUCAAACGGGGCUGACGAGCUUGGACAGAGACAAACGUUUAGUCCGCCUCUGUCGUAACUUUUGUCUACUGUUUACGGCGGUUCUACACUUUGUACACAACAUCGUGAAUCCUCUGUUAAUGUCUCUGAGUGCCUCCCACAAUCCAGCCCUUCACCGACACAUUCGCGCGCUUGCGGUAUGCGCGUUUUUGAUACUAUUUCCGGUUUCGUUGCUCGUGUAUCUGUGGUCACACUUUACCGUGAGCACGUGGUUGUUGGCGGUGUCGGUGUUCAACAUCGAGGUGAUAGAAAAGGUGCUGGUCUCCCUCGCGAUCUAUUCCCUGUUUCUCAUCGACGCGUAUCGCAGCGUGUUUUGGGAGCAGCUCGACGACUGCGUUUACAUUAUACGCUCGUUUGGCAACACGGUGGAGUUCGCUUUCGGCAUCAUCCUCUUCUUCAACGGUUUCUGGAUUCUGGUGUUCGAGUCUGGCGGAGCGAUACGCGCCAUUAUGAUGUGCAUUCACGCCUAUCUGAACAUCUGGUGCGAGGCGAAGGCCGGAUGGAGCGUGUUCAUGAAGCGUCGUACGGCAGUGAACAAAAUCAAUUCCCUACCGGAGGCCAAGGCGGAACAGCUCGAGAUGUUGAACGACGUGUGCGCCAUUUGCUACCAAGAGAUGCGCAGCGCCAAGAUCACGCGCUGCAAUCACUACUUCCACGGUGUUUGUUUACGAAAGUGGUUGUACGUGCAGGACCGUUGUCCACUUUGUCUCGACAUACUGUACAAAGUCGAAAACACGCAGACCAACAAGGCCAACAACGAGGUUAUCGCCGUCGAACAAGAAGCGCGAAGCAACAGCGAAAAUAACGUUUUCCAACGAGUGAACGAGGAUAGGUGAAAGAACGCAUAGCUUUAUUGUGAUACUUCCGGAUAACAGAUAGAACUAUUACGAAUUAUGACAUUUUAAAUCGAAAGGCAUCGAUCUCCAAAAAAUCUUGCCGCGAAUGAUUUCGUUUCUCUCUUAACGCCGCUCAAAUUUCAGUACAUACUCUCAAGUACUCUGUACUUUAAGCACGGCCGAUAGAACGUUUCCCCGAUUGGUUGUACUCCGUCGAAAAAAACAAAUUUAAUCAUUGUAUAAAGCUUCGAACGAUAAAUCGCGCGUAUAGAAUCGUUACCGCGAACACAUCGCGACACCUAAGCUUCCAACGUGCCGAUCACUCUUCCAUUUAUAAGCAAGUGUUUUAUCGACUUUCUGCGUUUAUCGAUUCGCGCCGAGAAGCUUAUAUACCACAUUUUCCAUUAGAAUAAACGUCCCUGAACACGAAUCAACCGAAUUACCGUGUGUUUUCUCUCAGAACGCUAAAUAGUUUAAUUUAAGCCUUCGAAAGACUGCGUUGACCGAGAUGUGUUUCCAUUUUAUGGUAAUCGUUGAUUUGUAAUAGUUUUGAAAGUGGUAUUGAUUACUACGAAUUACGUAGAAGGUGUAGUUUUUAUUUAUGCUUUUGUAAAGAAUAGUUUUGUAAUACAUCGUUGAGCGAAGUGAAACCGAUAUACGAUAACAAAGUAUCGUUUGACGAGUAAUGACGGAUUCCAGAACGAAUCGAAUCGAAUUUACAUAUUUUAUAUAAACAAGUAGCUUCAGGCUUCAGCCUGCAAGUCGCGUGCAAUUUUCGCGAAUCGAUUCGAUUGUUCGCUAGGAGAACAUAAAAAGACGGAAUGCAACAUUUUCGUAUUUCGAUUUCAAAUUUCGUAGAGCUAGUAUUCGCCCAAUUUAAUCGAUCGUAGUAUCUCGUUACGUGAAAAGAUCGUGUACGAUUUUCUAUUACGUGUUAAGUUCGCUCGCAAGGAUUGCCAUCUUCUUUACAGAUUUCUGCUACUUUCUCCGUCGCUUCGAGUCACAUUUACAAGGCUUCGUGAUAGUCAAUCGAUUAACAGCAGAAAUAAUGUAAAGUUUUCUAAUUUAUUGCCUCGGAAGCAUGGUAUUCACUUACACGAUUCUACGAUAACCGUAUAAAAGGUUUGUUUGUAAGAUCAAAAUUCUAUCCAAUAAAUGUUAUAUUUUUAAACCAU
This is a messenger RNA of Hylaeus volcanicus, 4372 nucleotides long. RefSeq names its product protein TRC8 homolog (gene Trc8). NCBI's taxonomy places the organism in Eukaryota, Metazoa, Arthropoda, Insecta, Hymenoptera, Colletidae. The record is from RefSeq and is a predicted model, not a curated record. The transcript has 4 exons. Gene Ontology annotation, molecular function: ubiquitin protein ligase activity. Gene Ontology annotation, cellular component: endomembrane system; endoplasmic reticulum. Gene Ontology annotation, biological process: ERAD pathway. Bases 1194 to 3197 code for a protein of 667 amino acids.